AUGAGGGGUACAGUGGGCACGUUGGCUGUAUGGUGUCUGUGGCUGCUGUGCGGCGUAAACUGGAUGCAGCUAGCUGCAGCAAAGGAGGUGAAGUUUGUACCUACAGUUACGAAGGUGAAGGAUGAUGACAGCUUCAACAUCAUGCCGUUCGAUGACUCUACAGUGCUGCUGAGGCUUUCAAGUGAUAAGGUGGUGAUCAGUAGGGAUAACGGUGUCUCUUGGUCCGGAAUUGGUGGCGUCAAGGGGCCCGUUGUCGCCAUGAGGGUGGACGAGCAGUACCCUAAGACCAGAGCAUCGAUAUUCACUGUUGACGGCGGUGUGCAUUUGACAGAUGACAUUGGCAAGACAUGGAGGCAUUCAAAGUUACAGCUGGAGGAUGGGAUGGGGAUUUACAACUGUGUGCUGUACUCUCACCCUGAGUCCAAGGACUAUAUGCAGAUGAAUUGCAACGUAUGUGAAAAAAGCGAUAAAUCUCCUUCGAAAUCACAACAUUUCAGGUCGUCGUUGAAAAACUGCAGAAGAGAAACGUUUGCCUCGAGGGAUAAGGGCAAAACAUUCAAAGAAGUUCGCCUGAACAACCAUAACGAACUCGUUAAGGAUACAAUCACCAGUGAUGUGGAAUGCCAGUUUGCGAAAAAUUACAAAGAUUCGCCUAUGGACGUCGCGGAUUCGACUAUUCUGUGCUAUUUGGAAGUGAUAAAACGUGAGGAAAACAUUCAAAAGUUCCCAGUGGCUUUCUUCUACACGACAGAUUUUGGGAAGACGACCACCCCGGUCUCCUUCUUCAAAGAUAUGAUUGUCACGUCAUUUGAAAUUUUGAAAUCGUACAUCGUUGUCAUCACACAAGGUGAUAAGUACAACCAAUUCUCCCCCAAAAGAAUAUGGAUCUCCACGGAUGCUGUGGAUUUUAAGGAAGCAUAUCUGCCUACUAACUUACGGAACAUCGUACCCCAGACGAUUACCGAAGAUCUACAGGGAAGAAUCAUUUGCCCCAUCAAGUCAAUGGAUCCAAAGGAUGCAGAGGACCCAAACAGCACCAUAACUGGUAACACGGCAUCUGAAAUAUUCGUGUCAGAUUCCUCAGGGUUGAAAUUCCACGUACUCGAUUGGUUUUCUGAUGCAGACGCUGGCUUUGCUGCGAUGCAACAGCUAGAAUUUCUGAGGGGGACCUCGAUCCUAAAAUACUUCUCGUCCCUAAGCGGGAGGGGAAGGAAGAACCAUAAUAAAGAAGGUAAGAAGGGGAAGGGGAAGUUCAAAAGAAAAGUGGUCACAAAGAUCACUACCGAUAACGGUAUCACUUGGAAAAACUUGAGAGUGAUAGAUCCGAACAGUGACGACGACUACCCAUGUGACAUCACGAACGUCGAAAAUUGCUCCUUGAAAUCGUUCAUUUUCAGCGAUGAACUGGCAGAUCCAGCGGCCGGUAUCAUGAUGAUGAUUGGCUCCGUGUCUGAUGGAUCCGUAAUAAGUCUUGAAGACCAAGCCACUUUCCUCACCAGAGAUGGCGGGGACACAUGGAGGAAAGUUUUUGACUUCCCAGUAGCAUAUGUUAUGGGAGACUACGGGAAUGUGAUAAUGGCUGUUCCCUUUGACCCAGAAGAAGAUGGAGAUCUACAGAGCGAAAUAUACUACUCCUUGGAUCAGGGCUACACUUGGAACGAAUACGAAUUGCCGGAAUCGUUCUUCCCUAUAGAGUUACUCUCCGUUACAAGAGACGGAUCAGGUCUCCAUUUCAUGCUAAAUGGUGCCUCAUUCCGCAUGGACAGUGAUUCCACAUUUAAUCUUGUCUACUCUAUUGAUUUCUCUAGUGCAUUCGAUGGGCGGAAGUGCAUGGAUGACGACUUUGAAUCGUGGGAUCUUAACAACGGAAAAUGUAUCUCAGGCGCCAAAUAUAGUUACAAAAGAAGAAAGCAGGAUGCAGAGUGUUUAGUUGGAAGCACCUUUAAGGACUUACAAUUGAUUGAAGAGGAGUGCCAGCAGUGUGAUGAAUCCGAUUACGAAUGUGCCUUUGAAUUUUCAAGAGAUAAAAAUGGUAAUUGCGUCCCAGACUAUAAUCUGCUGAAACUCUCGGAGGUAUGUUCAAACAAAAAGGGGACUGUUUCAUUAAAACCAAUGAAACACCUCAAGUCUGACAGAUGCAAAAACCCUAUGGAUAUUGAAUUGGUACAAGUUGAAUGCCCUGGUUCAACUGAUCCUGCCAAAGGUGGUGAUUUGGUUGUGGCCACUGAAAAUAAAUAUGACAACAAGAUAAGGUUCUAUCAGUAUUUUGACUCUUCAACCGAAGAAAGUAUCAUUAUUGUUGAUGAAUACGGAGUUGCUUACAUUUCACACGACGGUGGGAUUAUAAUGAAGCAUUUGGACACUAAUGAUGAGCGAAUCCAAGAAGUAAUUUUCAACCCACACUUUAAUGACUCCGCGUAUCUAUUUGGUACUAACGGCAACCUUUUUAUGACACAUGAUAGCGGGUACAGUUUCUCGGCCACAGAACUACCAGAAUCCAUGCAAUUGGGAUUCCCAUUAGACUUCCAUGCGCACGACAAGGGUAAAUUUAUUUAUUAUGGUGCGACAAACUGUGAUUCAAUUUACUCGCCAGAUUGUCACGCAGUUGCCUUCAUCACACACGAUGGGGGUGAAACGUUUCAAGAAAUGUUAGCAAAUACAAUACAUUGCGAGUUUUCGGGUUCGCACUAUGAACAUCCGUAUAACAAAAACAUGGUUAUCUGUCAAGUUAGGGAUAAAAAAUCUCAAAAGAUCAUGCUUGUUUCCUCCACAGAUUAUUUCAAGAACGAUAAACACAUAAUCUUCGAUGAUAUCAUAGGAUACAUGUCGAGUGAAGGAUUCAGCGUUGUCGCUGUUAAUCAUGAUAAUCAAGAGUUGCGGGCGUUGGUUACUUUAGACGGUCAUGAAUUCGCUGAAGUUAAGCUACCACAGGAGCUAGAAGGUAUGAAACAGGAAACGUUCACAGUCCUUGGUGCCGAAAUGGGUAGUAUUUUCAUGCAUAUGUCUACCAACACAGAACCGGACCAUUCCUACGGUGACUUGAUGAAAUCCAAUUCUAAUGGUACAUCUUUUGUCACAUUGCAGAAAGCUGUGAACAGAAACGAUAUUGGUAUUGUAGACUUCGAAAAAAUUCAGAGAUUGGAAGGGAUAAUCUUAAUCAACGUAGUUGACAACCCUGAUGAUGUCAAAAAUAAUGAUAAAGACAAGAUUUUAAGAUCCAAGAUUACGUUUAAUGAUGGUUCGGACUGGUCCUAUCUUACCGCACCUCAAAAAGAUUCGGAAGGGAAAAAAUACCGUUGUAACACCAAGAAACCUGAAGAAUGCUCUUUGAACAUUCACGGGUUUACCGAAGGUAUAGACGGUAGAGAUACGUACUCAUCGGGAUCUGCUUUAGGGAUGAUGUUUGCUUUAGGUAAUGUUGGUGACUCUCUCUUGCCCAAGGAUAAGUGCUCGACAUUUCUCACCGUUGAUGGUGGGAAGACUUGGAAAGAAGUUAGAAAGGGUCCUUCGCACUGGGAAUAUGGUGAUCAAGGGGGGAUUCUUGUGUUAGUCCCAUCUAUGGACUUGACGAACACGUUAUCUUAUUCUUUGGAUAAUGGUUUGAACUGGAAUGAAUUUCAAUUUACUGAGGAUAAAGUUGUUAUUGCGGACCUUGUUACAGUACCAAGAGAUUCCGCAUUGAGAUUCUUAUUGAUUGCGGCUUCCACGAGUAUUACUGGUGAAUCUGGUAGGACAUUUGCCAUUGAUUUUUCAAACAGCUUCGAAAGACAAUGUAAAUUUGGCUCUGAAGGUAAAGACAGCGAUGAUUUCAAAUAUGUUUCUUUGCAACCAGAUUGUUUGUUUGGUCAUAAAUCUGAAUUCUUGAAGAAGGUCAACAGUCACUGUUAUGUUGGACAGGUACCAUUGUUUUCUUACACUAGAAUUAUUGAAAACUGUACUUGUGGCAGACAAGACUUUGAAUGUGACUACAAUUAUCAAAGAGUCAAAGACGGGACUUGUAAACUGAUUGAUGGGUUAACACCCCAACCAGCGAUUAAUGUUUGCAAAUUGGACCCAGAGUUGGUCGAGUAUUAUGAACCCACCGGUUACAGAAAGAUUCCAUUGUCGACCUGUCAAGGGGGUUUAAGAUUAGACGAAUCCUCCGACAAAUUUGCAUGCCCCGGAAAGGAAAAAGAAUUCAGGGAAAGAUACAGUGUCAGUGGUCAUUUCUUCUUUAGCACGUUCUUUAUCUUCUUCCUUCUUUUCAUUAUUUUCGGCUGGGUUAUUUACGAUAGAGGUGUUAGAAGAAAUGGAGGGUUUGCUAGGUUUGGUGAAAUUAGGUUAGGAGAGGAUGAUCAACUCAUUGAGAAUAACACCAUGGAUAAAUUUGUAAAUUCCAUUUUGAAAGGUGGGUUGGUCCUGUUCUCUGGGAUCUACGCAGGGGUGCAUCUAUCAAGUAGGGCCAUCACGGCAUUUUUCAGGCGUGCUUCGGAAAGGUUCGGUGGUCGGAGAAAUCCAAGCUAUACAUCUCUGAUGAAUGAUCAGUUCCUCGAUGAGGCAGAUGACUUGUUGGCUGGCCAUGACGAAGAUGCAAAUGAUCUAUCUAGCUUCAUGGACCACGAGAACAACUUUGAUAUUGAUGAUGAUGACGAAAGUGUACCUGCAGGCUUGAACGGAGAAAGUGUCUCAUCCAGAAAUGAAGCUGAAGAGACAACGAAUUUUGCGGCUCCUCGAUCUGUGCCAAGUGAAGAACCUGAAUUGAAAAAGACUACUGGAGCCGGCAGCAACAGUUUGGUGGCUCCAGGUGAAGCACAAAACUUUUCAAAAGACACUGAUAACACCGAGGCACCAAAAUAA
Huiozyma naganishii CBS 8797 is the source of this 4836-nucleotide messenger RNA. It is a transcript of the gene PEP1, whose product is annotated as type I sorting receptor. Gene Ontology annotation, biological process: Golgi to endosome transport; Golgi to vacuole transport; protein targeting to vacuole. The record is from RefSeq and is a predicted model, not a curated record. The transcript has a single exon. Lineage: Eukaryota; Fungi; Ascomycota; Saccharomycetes; Saccharomycetales; Saccharomycetaceae. Gene Ontology annotation, molecular function: protein binding. Gene Ontology annotation, cellular component: membrane; Golgi apparatus. The coding region runs from base 1 to 4836 and encodes 1611 amino acids.